AGUGUUUGGCGUUGAGGCAGAGGGUGGUUGAAAACUCACUUUUUCUUCGUCGGGUGAGAACCGUUGCUGCGGCUCUUCGGCUGUGGUGUUGUCAGUUACAGCGUCAUUGUUCGCCUUCACUUCCUCGGGUUCCGACAUCUUUUACUAGUUUGCUGUUUUUGUUCCUGAGCAAAGCGAUGAGCGAAGGUCGUUGAUUGGCCUGCGUGCUCGUGAACCUGGCAAACGGCAGGCGGCUCAAGCGAAACUGCGGCUGUGCUGACGGCGGAGUGAAUGUUGGCGAUGUCGUCUCAGACAAUCCGCGAUUGUGAUGUUUUGUUGCCAAAAUGAAGGUGAGUAACGAAUUCUACUCUUUCGCGAGCUCAGGUUGUUGCUUUUCAUGACGACACGCGUUCUACCCUUCUAGGCUCGUAACCGAUUCCUUUCAACCCCACCAUCUUCCAGCAAACACCGCACCGCUUUUCUGCACAACCACCAUCCAAAACAUCACAAGCCAUCGCCAGCAGUCUUCACGCGCGGUGCAUCAAUUACCACUCUUUAACAGUAUUGAUUGUAUCAUAUUUGCGCUUUAUUCCCUUUAAGUUCUGCUAGAUUGACCAUACAAGCGGCCACAUCCAUCAUGGCACCUAAAACAGACUUCCCCCGCGUCAGAGCCUGUCUCUUCGACAUGGACGGCCUUCUCCUCGACACCGAGGACCUCUACACGCUGUGCAUCAACAUCAUUUUGGAAAAGUACGGCAAGCCUUCACUUCCCUGGUCCAUCAAGGCCCAACUCCAAGGCCGCCCUGGCCCAGAGGCCAACAAGAUCUUUAACGACUGGGCCCAGCUGCCCAUCGACUACGACGAGUACAUGCACCAGCUCACGGCGCUGCAACACCAGCUCUUCCCUACUGCCAAGCCCUUGCCGGGAGUUCCUCAGCUCCUCAAGGAUCUUUCUGGAACUGAGAAGAGCGAUGCUGCUCACCGUGUUCACAUUGCACUCGCCACAAGCUCACACGCUGCCAACUUCAAGCUCAAGUCCGACCAUCUCCAAGACCUCUUCAGCGUCUUCCCCAACGAACGCCGCGUCCUUGGAGACGAUUCGCGCCUAGAGCGUGGUCGUGGAAAGCCUCUUCCGGACAUCUUCUUGCUCUCUCUCAAGACCAUCAACGAUUCGCUGCCUGCUGGCGAAGAGCCCAUCAAGCCUGAGGAGUGCCUUGUCUUUGAGGACUCCGUUCCUGGCGUUGAGGCUGGCCGCCGUGCUGGCAUGCGCGUCAUCUGGUGCCCUCAUCCUAAGCUUAAGGAGGAAUUCGCUGGUAGAGAGGAGGAAGUCUUGGCGGCUCGCACUGGAGCUGGUGGUGGUGUUGAUGUUCACCAACUCGGCGAGCUUUGCGAUGGGUGGGCAGAGUACUUGCCGACACUUGAGAACUUCCCCUACGAGAAGUAUGAUAUCAAGAUUGCAGCUUAAUUCACUACACCUGAGUCGAUGGAAACGAGC
[Torrubiella] hemipterigena is the source of this 1474-nucleotide messenger RNA. NCBI's taxonomy places the organism in Eukaryota, Fungi, Ascomycota, Sordariomycetes, Hypocreales, Clavicipitaceae. The record is from the annotation of a GenBank genome assembly.